UCCCACCAUGCUCCUCCCUAUACAUAAUAAUGAUGCUAAUUAUAAUACAUAUGAAUAAUUCAUAAUGCUCCUCCCCUCAGACUGCCUUCAAUUAUCAGAAUUAUCAGACUAGAAACAUAAAUCCACCUCUGUUUGAAAGAAUGCUCACUAACUCUUCAUACUUACAGGCCAGUAUCUUUUUAAGCCAAUGCUGUUUACUGUUGACCUGUGGAAUAUCUUCUUUUAAAACACUCAUAAACUUAUUCUGCAUAUUUUUGUCAAACCUAAGCUGAAACCCCCUUGAAGAGAGACUCUACUCAUUUAGUUGCCGAUUCAGUCUAAACAGACAGCAUUAUGGACAGACCAGGCUUCUGUUUGGUGGACUACGCAGUAUUUGCUGCUAUGCUGGGAAUAUCGGUGGCUAUCGGGCUAUUCCAGUCUCUGAAAAAGAGCCCAGGUCACUCUAACGUGGACAACUUUUUCACAGGUGGCAGGGGUUUCUCUGCCAUGCCUGUCGGACUGUCGCUCUGCGCCAGCUUUAUGUCAGCUGUUCAAGUGCUUGGUGUCCCAUCAGAGGCCUAUUUGUAUGGUUUUAAGUUCCUGUAUAUGUGCCUCGGACAGGCGAUUAACUCUUUCAUGACGGCGGUCCUGUUUGUGCCAGUUUUCUAUCGUCUUAAAAUUACAAGCUCAUGUCAGUAUUUAGGGAUGAGGUUUGGAAGAGGGAUGCAACUCCUGGGGAGUCUUCAGUUUAUUGUAGCCACACUCCUCUACACUGGUAUUGUGAUCUUUGCUCCCGCAGUCAUCUUGAAUCAAGCUACGGGUCUAAAUAUGUGGGCAUCUCUUUUCUCGACUGGAAUCAUCUGCACAUUUUACACAACACUGGGGGGCAUGAAAGCGGUUAUUUGGACUGAUGUGUUUCAGAUUGUUGUUAUGCUGUGUGGGUUUAUUGCAGUCUACGUUCAUGGCACUCUGUUGGCUGGAGGACCAGCAAGGGUGCUAGAGAUCGCCAACAAUGGAUCACGCAUCAAUUUUAAUGACUUUAGCAUAGACCUGCAGAAGCGCUAUUCGUUCUGGAGUUUCACAGUGGGCGGGACUAUGGUCUGGCUAUCCAUGUACGGAGCCAAUCAGGCUCAAGUGCAGCGUUACGUAUCAUGCAGAACAGAAAGACAAGCUCAAUUGGCGCUGCUGGUUAACCAGGUGGGUCUGUGUCUUAUUGUGAGCAGUGCAGCCACCUGUGGCAUUGUGAUGUUUGCUUUGUACUCCAAUUGUGAUCCACUAAAAGCUGGGAAAAUAUCUUCACCUGACCAGUACAUGCCGUACCUGGUCUUGGACAUUUUCCGGGAUCACCCGGGCUUCCCAGGACUUUUUUUAGCCUGUGCAUACGGUGGGACUUUAAGUACAGUGUCCACCAGCAUCAACGCCAUGGCUGCUGUUACCAUGGAGGAUGUGUUAAAGCCAUGGCUAAUGACCGUUUCACAGAGAAAACAACUCUUGCUCUCCAAGUCAUUAUCUCUGUUUUACGGGAUUGGCUGCAUCACGAUGGCGGCUCUCUCAUCCCUGCUGGACUGGGGAGUUCUUCAGGGCUCAUUUACAGUCAUGGGUGUAGUGAAUGGUCCACUUCUAGGAGCAUUUGUGCUGGGCAUGUUUGUACCAGCCACAAAUAAACCAGGGGUAUUCUCGGGCGUGGCUGUUGGUUUCUGUCUGUCUCUAUGGCUUGCUGUUGGAAGCACAAUCUAUCCUCCAACACCAAAAAUAAUGGGUGUUUUACCCACCAGUGCUAGUCAGUGUCUGUCACUUAAUGCAACACUCAAUGGCACCACCACACUCAUUCAGUCACCUACACUGGAACCAUCAGAUCUUGAGGAUUAUGGUCAAUCUGGCCUUAAAGCUAUCUAUUCAAUAUCCUACCUCUACUUUGGAGCCUUGUCAACAAGCGCAGUCGUCCUGGUUGGUGCGGUGGUUAGCUACAUUACAGGACCCACAAAGAAGGAAUCUAUUGAUCCUGGUUUAUUAUGGUGGAAUUUGAAACAUGUUUCAUCCUGUCGAAACUUGAGUGAGACAACAACAUACAAUCCCUCCGACAUCCUUCUCGGUCCAAAAGAACGUUUGGGUGCUGGUGAUGUUUUACUCAACAAAGGUGAAAUGUAGACAGAUGCUGGAUUGUCUUUUAUCAUUUGAAAGAUCAGAUUAAAAAAAAAAAAAAAUGUAGAUGAAAUGUCCUUUUUGCAGAAGAACAACUGCAUUACUAUAGUGUCCCUGUGUACAAUGAAUGUUUGAUGUGUGAAAUGAAUGUUGAGAUACUAUUUCACAUCACGUGCAGCACAUUCUGAUCCGUCACUUUUCAAGUAUGUCAAAUGUAAUCUUAUUUAUCUUUCAUUUUGGCUGGCAGGGCUGAAUAACUGACCCUAAGAACCUAAUUUUUCACGUUUCAUGUUUCUUUGAUCUGUAAAUCAAUAGUUCUUUCAGUUGUAUAAUGAAAUAACGCACAAUAGGUUUCUGUUCAUCGGACACCUGCAGUACACCUGUAUGUCAACUUACUGUCAUUCUCAGCCGAGAGCAAAAUAGUACAGACACUGAACAAUAGUUCAGAUGCAAAGCAUUCUUUAAUAAACUGAAUUGUUUUAAUGAAAACAUAUCAUGUUGAUUGAUUUUUAACUUCUACAACAAUGCUUUGAAAAAUGUGUAUGAUCGCAAUUUGUGUUGGAAAAUUAAGAUA
Paramisgurnus dabryanus is the source of this 2695-nucleotide messenger RNA. RefSeq names its product solute carrier family 5 member 5 (gene slc5a5). Gene Ontology annotation, biological process: sodium ion transport; iodide transmembrane transport. NCBI's taxonomy places the organism in Eukaryota, Metazoa, Chordata, Actinopteri, Cypriniformes, Cobitidae. Gene Ontology annotation, cellular component: membrane; extracellular exosome. Gene Ontology annotation, molecular function: symporter activity. The record is from RefSeq and is a predicted model, not a curated record.